Molecule: messenger RNA, 1065 nt
Organism: Symbiodinium sp. CCMP2456
Lineage: Eukaryota; Dinophyceae; Suessiales; Symbiodiniaceae
Source: the annotation of a GenBank genome assembly
AUGGCGGAUCCAGGCUCUCCGAUGUCGCCUCCCUCGCCGAACCCGCCGUCCUCCAAGGGCGCGGCUGACUCCUUCGAGGAAAGGCCGACCGUGGCGACCAUGAGACCGCCUAGACCAGAAGUCCUCUGGAAGAAACAUGAUCGAAAAGCCAUGAAGACUGGUCAGCGAGGAACCAUCUACUGGGUUGGCAAACAGAUCAUCGCAGAGGAUGGCUCCAAGACUGGGCAGGUGGAGAAAGGAGCUAGCUACCAGGGCGAGUGGGAUAACAACGAGAAAAACGGCUAUGGCGUGCAGGUGUUCCCGAACGGCCAAAAGUAUGAAGGCCAAUGGGCGAACGGGAUGCGGAACGGCGAAGGAACUCUUUGGGUACCUUUCGGCAAGGCGAAGAAGCUUCGCAAGCUGUAUGUCGGCGGCUGGAAGAACGACAAGCGACACGGUCGUGGCACGUGCUUCUUCAAGGACGGGCAGUUCUUCCAGGGUGACUGGACCCAGGGCAAGAUGAACGGCCAGGGCCUGCUGCGAUACAGCAAUGGCGACCUGUACAUAGGCGAGUGGAGCAACGGCCUUCGAUCUGGGCAAGGAACCUUGACAAAGGCAAAUGGUGACUGCUACGAGGGCUUUUGGCUCAAUGACAAGAGAGAAGGUAGUGGAUCCUACUUUUAUGCCGAGAGCGGGAAGGUCUUCGUCGGAGAGUGGGUAAACGACCUGCCCAAGGCUGGGGUCUACACACAAGCGAACUCGAAUCCGGAGCAGGCCACGCCCGUCCCGCAGACUACGAUUCUGCCUACGCUCAUGCUGGCCUUCCCCAAUGAGGUUCUAGACGGAGCCCUCGCCGCAGUCCGAGAGCUGCAGCAUUUCUCGCCGGACUUUGCCGAAAGUGGAGAGCAGGUCGACGAGGCAGAGGACGAGUAUGGCAACGAAGUGGAUACUACAAGUAAUGCAGUGGGCAUAAGCAGAGCUGAAGAUACAGGUUUCAUGACAGACAGGAGCCCCACUAGAAUAAGCCACAUAUACAGGGGACGUGCUAGAAUGACCGCCCUGCGAACUGUUUCACUUGUCUCGUAG